UUUUAAAUGGUUCUCCAGGGGAUUAUGGAGGGUGCCAGUAAUUAUGCAACCAAGGUUUUAGAAGGUUAAAUGCUUUCUUUAGCAUUAAAAUACUGCAUUGCAUUAAAACAUUUCUAUGAAAGGUGGCAGUGAUUCCUUGUUUGAAUGUUUUGUGAUCGUGCUGAUUCAGAUUUGCUCAGGGAUCCUUUGUGUUGCUGUGGGACUGAAGUGCUCAGGUUUGGUUUGGAGCCUGUGUGGGUUUGUGGUGUCACUGGGCUGUGACUGAGAGGGUGGAGCCUGUGUGCGCUGUUUCUAUGGGGACCGAGGAGCACGGAAAUGCCAAGCUCCUUCAGGCCAUCUCACACACCCCUUACACACUCCCACGGGCCAAACACACACACACACACCUUCUGAGCUUUCACUGCCCAAAAACACCUACCUGCAAGGCACAGUUUGGAGAGACCAAACGCAUCAAGGUUGUGCAGUGGAUGAGGGAGCUGGUGCACCACAGCGCUCUGGGAUUCCGCGCGGCUUCACAGCAUGGAGAAGUAUGAGAAGAUCGCCAAGAUCGGAGAAGGCUCCUACGGAGUCGUGUUCAAAUGCAGGAACAAAGACACGGGCCAGAUCGUCGCCAUUAAAAAGUUCGUGGAGUCGGAGGAUGACCCGGUCAUUAAAAGAAUUGCACUCAGGGAGAUCCGGAUGCUGAAGCAACUAAAGCAUUGUAACCUGGUCAACCUGAUUGAGGUAUUCAGGAGGAAGAGAAAACUGCAUCUAGUGUUUGAGUACUGCGAUCAUACGGUACUCAACGAGCUUGACAGAUAUCCAAGAGGAGUUCCAGAGCCUCUGGUUAAAAGCAUCACCUGGCAAACACUACAAGCUGUUAACUUCUGCCACAAACAAAAUUGUAUCCACAGAGAUGUGAAGCCAGAGAAUAUACUCAUCACCAAACACCAGGUUAUAAAGCUCUGUGACUUCGGCUUUGCCAGGAUCCUCACGGGGCCGUGUGAUUAUUAUACAGAUUACGUGGCCACUCGGUGGUACCGUGCUCCGGAGCUGCUGGUGGGAGACACUCAGUACGGCCCCCCCGUGGAUGUGUGGGCAGUGGGCUGUGUGUUUGCCGAGCUGCUCUCUGGCGCUCCUCUGUGGCCGGGCAAAUCUGAUGUAGACCAGCUUUAUCUCAUAAGGAAAACCUUAGGUGAUUUGAUCCCGAGACACCAGCAGGUGUUCAGCAAUAACCAGUUUUUCAGCGGGGUGUGUGUUCCCGAACCACAGGAAAUGGAACCUCUGGAACAAAAGUAUCCAAACAUCUCUUCCCAAGCAUUAAGUCUAAUGAAGGGUUGUUUGCGUAUGGAUCCUGCAGAGAGGUUAACCUGUGAGCAGCUGCUGGAGCAUCUGUAUUUUGACAGCCAGCGAGAGGAGACAGAGAGCGUGACGCGAGAACAUGACCGAGCGAAGAGACGUGCACGUCAACCCCGCAAACACCUGCCCCCCGGGUACUUACCCCAGCUGACCGGUAGCAGUAUCUUCCCAGCUGUAGACAACAGAAAGUACUACAACAACAUGCGUAAAUUCAACUACCACUUCCCUAACAUUUAGAUCUUAAUGCUGGAGCCCACAUUGUACAACCUCAAAAUACCAUCACACACUUUAUUAUAUUUUUUUCUACUUUGGUGUCUCCAAGCUACCUUGCAACUUGCUCAGGAACAGAAGUGGCUGAGACGGUAAUGCUGGGUGCUCCGGUCACAAAGUGUCCUCGCUCAUCUACAGCUGCACUAUCAGUCAGUUCACUGCUCUAGCUUUUGUAUUCAACUUAUCAGAUUGUUUCUGUAGUCUGUGUGAUUGACAAAGAGCCCUGCUCUGCAUGUAUACACACACACACACACACACACAUUGAUCUGGUUGUGACACUGCCUUUCUGAUUGCCAAAGUGCUACGUGAUAUGACACAGACAUCAGAUUGAUUGUCUCAUAUCCAACGAUGACCUUGUUUAGUGAGAGGAUUACUGAGUAGGUAAUUAGCAUUAAACCAAGUGUAGGAAUCAAACAGUUCCUUUAUUAUUGUGUUCUCUCUUCCUCUCUCUCUCUCUCUCUCUCUGUAUUGUUAAUCUCAGAUCAUCUACUAUAACUUCCUGUGACAGACAGAGAAAAAGGCAAAAGCAUUCCUUCUACUAAUAUUAUUACUCUAGGUGUAGAAGUGUUGAUUUUAGAGUGAAUUACUCUUAUGAAUGAUCACAUGGUCUUGGAAAAAAAAAGUAACUAGGUAACUUGUGUUUUGAUGGCUUUUGCACUAGAGCCUUAAAUAUUUAAAACAUGUAUCGAUAUUCUUGUUGCCUUGACAAGUGGUGCUAAUGAUCUUCUGGCCAUUGACAUGCACCCAAAUGCCAAACUGCUAAAGACACAAGCCCAUUCCCCAGCACUCGGAUUCACUAAAAAGGUACUCUCUUUCCCUGUAAAUAUCGCAUGGCAUUUCGUUUUGUUGGUUUUCCAAUAAGAGAGGCUCAACUGGGGAAUAAAUAUGGGAAAAAGAAAUUCCUGAUCUUUUUGUAUGUGAUUUACAGUAAUA
Clarias gariepinus (North African catfish) is the source of this 2541-nucleotide messenger RNA. RefSeq names its product cyclin-dependent kinase-like 1 (CDC2-related kinase) (gene cdkl1). Gene Ontology annotation, molecular function: ATP binding; cyclin-dependent protein serine/threonine kinase activity. The coding region runs from base 520 to 1575 and encodes 351 amino acids. Gene Ontology annotation, biological process: protein phosphorylation. The transcript is spliced from 10 exons. The record is from RefSeq and is a predicted model, not a curated record. Gene Ontology annotation, cellular component: nucleus. Lineage: Eukaryota; Metazoa; Chordata; Actinopteri; Siluriformes; Clariidae.